ACACCGACUUUAGACAAUUUGUCGAUUAUGGCAACUUGACUGGUCUCGAUAUGGCUCUCUACAAAAACUCGUAUUUCUAUCACACACCACUCGACAAACUGGACAGCGUAACGCCUGGCACGAUUCAACACAUGGGUGAUAACAGUUUGGCAUUAUUCGAAUUUCUCACCAGCGAGGCUGACCUUACAGGUCUUAAAUUCACUUCGAAUGUUAUCUAUUACGAUUUGCUCGGGCAAUAUUUUAUAGUUUAUGAGUGGGAGACAGCACAAGUGAUUCAUGGGGCUACUGUCUUCAUAGUUAGCAUCCUGAUUAUUAUGGAAUCGAGGAAGAUUCAGGACAUAUUGUCACUUGGAUUAGGAGUCUUGGCAGUCGCUUUGAGUCUGAUAUUAAGUGUAGCAGUUCCCAAUAUUAUCGCCAAAGUGUAUACG
Molecule: messenger RNA, 428 nt
Organism: Paraglomus occultum
Lineage: Eukaryota; Fungi; Glomeromycota; Glomeromycetes; Paraglomerales; Paraglomeraceae
Source: the annotation of a GenBank genome assembly